UUGUGUUAUUCCGAUCAUUGUUACUUUUUUGUUGUUGAAGUUUCUAUUUUUAGUUUUGGGUGUGUAAAAUUGUGUUUGUCCUAGUAUUUAUCAACAUACACCGUACACGUCUCAAUUCAUACCUUGUUUCUUCAUAAAGCCAGCCCAUCAUAAAGAAGAGCCACAGAGUCAUAUCAACCACUUUGACAUUGGCAUUUGGCAAUUUUGGCGGAAUAUUUCCAGAGAACUGAAAAAAACGAUGGAAACUGUAACAAUCACAACGUUGGAGAGUCUGGAGCUGGUGGAGCCGAUUGAGAAGCCACUCCACAAAAAAACAAGGAGAGACUUCAAGACCUCAACUCCAACACCUGAUGGAUACCAAUCUUUGUGGUCCUCUUUGGAUGAAAUUAUUAUAGAGGAGGAGAAGGCACCGGCUGAGGAGGCACCACCUUCUCCAAGUGUAUAUGUUGAAUGUUCGACGAUGGUAGCGGCGGCGAAUAAAAGUGGCCAUUCUACUACACCCCACAGUAAAGCAGCUAAAAAGCGACCUGCGAAUACCGUCUCGGCUAAGACAACUAAGCGGCGCUUGAUUUUAUCUGUCGCCGGGCCUUCGUCGUCACAUGCCCCUUCAGAAGAAGAAAUAUCUGUUUUAGUUAAUUUUGGCAGUGACGAUGAAAUGUCCGACGAUGACGGCGGGGAAGACAUGGCUCAGCAGACAGUGUUCGUGCCCCGGGCUACGAGAAUUUUUAUGCCGGAUGAAAAUGAGACCCCGGAGGUGUUGCCGUUAGCUGAUGUUAACGACAGUGUUGAUAGGCCACCCAGCGCCGAAAUAGGACCGAUUAAUAAAUUUGAUUUUAGGUGGACAGGGUUUUCAUCUAGUAACGUUCCUGAAGUAAGGCGAGAACCUUUCUCUGACAUUAAUUGCGGUCCCACGCUAAAAUUAGCAAGCCCAUAUAAGGCGUUCACUGCCAUAUGGGAUCGCAAAAUCAUGGAGCACAUAGUCGUCGAAACUAACCGGUACGCACAACAGGUAGUGGCGGAUAUGUUGUACGACGGCUCCCUUGCCCCGAGAAGCCGCAUCACUUCUUGGCGAGACACGGACGCUGACGAACUAUACGUGUUUUUCGCUAUAAUCCUGGCGAGCGGGAUUAUGGUGAAAUCACGUAUAGAAACCUAUUGGAGUGUUGACCAGGGCAUCCUUUCCUCGCCAGGUUUUGCUGCAGCGAUGAGCUAUUCUAGGUUCCAACUUCUCUCGAAAUGCCUACAUUUCAGCGACAAUAAUAACUGUAACCCCGACGAAAUGACGCGAAACGAAGCAAGACUUUUCAAAAUUCAACCUAUCAUUGCUCAUUUAAAUAACAAAUUUUCCGGGCUAUAUAAAUUAUCACAAAAUAUAGCCCUUGACGAAAGUCUAACUCAAUGGAAGGGUUGGUUAGACAUAAAACAAUACAUCCCGAACAAAGCAGCCACAGUGGGUAUCAAAACCUACGAAAUAUGCGAGUCCAAGACUGGCUACUUAUGGAGGUUCGAGGUCCACGCGGAGCACGAACUGCCUCCUCAUGACUCUCCAUUGUCUGGGACAGUGCCGGCCCUGGUCCUCAAACUUCUUAAAGGUCUCGAGCACAAGGGCCACACUGUCUGGAUGGACAAUUUCUAUAACAGCCCUGCGCUUGCGCGGGAACUAAAAGUACGGGGCUUCGACUGCGUCGGAACCCUUCGUUUGAACCGCCAGUUUGUACCAAACGAACUGGCAAAUUUAACUAAAAGAGAUUUGACAGUCGGUGAGCUGCGAGGCUGCACUUCCGGCGAUGUUGAUCUCGUGGUAUGGCGAGAUAAGAACCUAGUCGCCCUUAUCUCGACGUACCAUGGGAUGGCAGCGGUGAAGUGCGGCACGGUAGUAAAGCCGAGUGUUGUUGCCGAUUACAAUGUGUGCAUGGGGGGCGUUGAUCGAAAAGAUCAAAUGCUCGCGAUGUACCCUAUUGAACGGCAGCGAUCUCGCAUAUGGUACAAAAAGUUUUUCAAACGUCUUCUAAAUGCAAGUGUUCUGAACGCGUUCAUUCUUCUACGCUCACAGCAGACAGUUACACAUCGAAAAUUUCGUGACUCUUUAGUUAAAGAUUUGAUUGCUGCACACAAACCACCUUCACCCUCAGCAGCACCCACGACCGCGUUACAUAUUCCAGCUCAGUACGGCUUUCUGCCCGGAAGCCAGCACGACCGCACUAGGCGAUUGUGUGUUGUUUGCAAAAAGCGUACAAAUGCCUAUUGCAAAGCGUGUAAUGUAGCACUGUGCGUGUUCACCUGCUUUGAGCCACAUCACACUCGAAAGUGACACUUGACAAUAUUACACAUUUUACUAAACAUACAGUAUUGGUAUCGAGUUAUGAAUGCAAUCUUGUUCUUUAGAUCUUAAGCACAAGACUGCAUU
This is a messenger RNA of Aricia agestis (brown argus), 2407 nucleotides long. RefSeq names its product piggyBac transposable element-derived protein 4-like. The coding region runs from base 239 to 2311 and encodes 690 amino acids. The record is from RefSeq and is a predicted model, not a curated record. NCBI's taxonomy places the organism in Eukaryota, Metazoa, Arthropoda, Insecta, Lepidoptera, Lycaenidae. The transcript has 8 exons.